GACGAGCGGGUGGGCGGGGCUUCGGCGGCGGCGGCGGCGGCGCGCGCGCUUUUUCGGCCGCUGCUUCGGCCCUGGCGGGCGCCGGAGCCGCCGCCAUGAGCGGGGCCGGGGCCGGGACAGACCGACCGUCCCCGGCCAAGCUCCGCCGUCUGGACGAGCCCACCGGGACGGGCCCUGCCGCCGCCGUUAGCCGCGGGGAGACGGCUCGUUCCCCCACCCCCGCCGGAGGUCGUGGUGAGGGCCGCAGCGCGCGCGCGCGGGGCAACGGGUCCGGGCAUGCGCGGGGCGGCUGCGGCGGGGACGCGCGCGCGCCCCCUGGCGGCUGCCCGGAGAUCGCGGCUUUGGCCGGGGAGAGGCUGGAGACCCCCAAGGAGGGGCUGGAGACCCCCGGGGAGGGCACGGGGGAGCCGAAGGUCACCGGAAAGGUCAUGGCCAGCCUGGAGACCACCGAGGAGGCCGAGGGGGACCUGGAGACCAUCAACAGAAGCAAAGGGAGCCUGGAGAACACAAGUGGUGACUGCUUGGAGCAAGAAAAAGGGGGUUCGGAGACCACCAGAGAGGCCAUGGGAGACCUGGAAAUUGCUGUCACACACUCCUUGGAGAAGAACAAGGGUGUCCCGGAGGCUCCCAUGGAAUCCAAGGGAAGCGUGGAGACCACCAGCGAGGCCACGGGUGGUCUGGAGACCAGCAGGGAGGUCACAGGGAGCCCUGGGACCACCAAUGGGCGCAAAGGGAGCCUGGAGACAGCCGUCACUCGCUGCUUGGAGCAAGGCAGAAGGAGCAAGGGGGGCCUGGAGACCACCACCAAGGUCCUGGGCAGCAUGGAGAGUGAUGCUUCUUCUGGUGGGGAGCAAAAAAGCACCAGCAGGCGCAAGGCAAAGACCCCUGUGAGGCCCAGGGUGAGCGUAGAGACUGCCAGUCCCCCGUGCUUGGAGUGGGAGAGAAGCCUGGACACCAGCAGGGAGAGCUUGGAGGACUUGGAGGCCACCAGAGAAGACACAGGGAGCCCGGAGACCACCAUCACUGGCCACGUGAGGCGGGACAGAGAGCAGAAAGGAGGCGUGGAGUUCCCCACGGAGCCCGAGGAGGGCCUGGAGCCCACAGCCUGCGUGGGGCAGAGCCGGGGCGGCCCCGGCCUCCCAGAUCUCAUGGGGGUCCCGGAGCCCGCGGGGGUGCCGGUCCCCAAGGAGCACGUGGCCGAGGAGAGCGCGGUGAUCUCCCUGGACGAGGACGAGGAGGAGGAGGAGGAGCGGGAUGAAGGGCCGGCGCGGUACCUGGCGGCGCUGGAGGCCGUGCAGCUGGAGCUGGAGGCCGUGGAGGAGGAGGCGGCUCGAGCCUUCCGCCGCCUGCGCGCCCGCUUCUGCCUCCGCCGCCGGCCGCACCUGCAGCGGCGCAACCGCCUCAUCCAGCACAUCCCCGGCUUCUGGGUCACCGCCUUCCUGAACCACCCGCAGCUCUCGGCCAUGAUCAGCGACCGCGACGAGGACGCGCUGAGCUACAUGACGAGUUUGCAGGUGGAGGAGUUCGGGCAGAGCCGCCCCGGGUGCCGCAUCCGGUUCUUCUUCAGCGUCAAUCCCUAUUUCCAGAACGACGUCGUGGCCAAGGAGUUCGUGCGCGGCCCCUCCGGUCACCUGGUGUCCCACUCGACCCCGAUCCGGUGGUGGCAGGGGCAGGACCCCCGGACCCGUCCCCACAAGGGUCCCCCGGCCCCUCGGAGCUUCUUUGCGUGGUUUGGGGAUCACAGCUUCCCUGCAGGGGACCGUGUGGCUGAGAUCAUCAAGGAGGAGCUUUGGCCCAACCCGCUCCAGUUCUACCUGCUGGGGGAGGGCGCCGAGGGACCCCCUGACAGUGAGAGCGGCGAGGACUGCGUGGUGAUCCUGGAUGACGACGAGGACGUGCAGGAGAUCCCAGAUGAUGGGGACGGCAGUGGCGUGGAAGAGAUCCCAACAGAGGAGCCCCCCAACCCCCCCGUGGGACAGAAAGACCCCCACAGGGGCAGAAUUUAACUGGGGGGGGGGAUCUGGGGGUGCUGCACAUCUCCACCCCCCCAGCAUUGCGGGUAACGAGGGGCUGGGGGCCCCCAACACAGCUCAGGGUGUUCGAAGGCCUUUCACCCCCCUGCUCCCCAAAACUUUCAUGACCCCACCCCCCCCCACCUCCGGGGAUCCCCAAUCUCCCCAGCUCCAUUACCUGGGGGGUGAGGGGGUCCCCUUAAAUCCCUCCCACCCCACACAAGGGGAGAAACACAACCAUUUCCUGACCAUUUUUGUACAUUUUGGGUUAAAAACUUGUAAAAUUUUCUUUUGAUAUCUAAAAAUAUAUUAUAAUAAA
Onychostruthus taczanowskii (white-rumped snowfinch) is the source of this 2331-nucleotide messenger RNA. RefSeq names its product testis-specific Y-encoded-like protein 4. Gene Ontology annotation, biological process: nucleosome assembly. Gene Ontology annotation, molecular function: chromatin binding; histone binding. The transcript has 7 exons. The record is from RefSeq and is a predicted model, not a curated record. Bases 96 to 2006 code for a protein of 636 amino acids. Gene Ontology annotation, cellular component: nucleus; chromatin. Lineage: Eukaryota; Metazoa; Chordata; Aves; Passeriformes; Passeridae.